Molecule: messenger RNA, 271 nt
Organism: Fomitopsis serialis
Lineage: Eukaryota; Fungi; Basidiomycota; Agaricomycetes; Polyporales; Fomitopsidaceae
Exons: 1
Coding region: 59-259 (66 amino acids)
Source: RefSeq, a predicted model, not a curated record
CGCCCUCGUGCGGGUAUUGCCAAAAGAGGAAACCCCGCGAGCGCCCAAACUCGCGGGGAUGCCCCUGCUCCCCCAGCCUCCUUCCACCAGGUCAACUCGCGCACGGCCUCAGGCACAGCAACACGGCGCGCACGCGCGCAGCCAGACCCCAUGGCAAAGGCCCAGCGCGCAAACCCAGCCGACGAAGACACCGUGGGCCUGGGCGCAGCGACGAACUCACGGCAGGCGUGAACCACGAGCGGACGGCGCGGACGGCUGAACGGCUGGCGGG